Cloeon dipterum is the source of this 1690-nucleotide messenger RNA. RefSeq names its product mab-21 (gene mab-21). The coding region runs from base 75 to 1172 and encodes 365 amino acids. The record is from RefSeq and is a predicted model, not a curated record. The transcript has a single exon. Lineage: Eukaryota; Metazoa; Arthropoda; Insecta; Ephemeroptera; Baetidae.
CAGCAGGGCGGCCGGCGCCGGCAUUCGAGUGUGGUCCGGCAAGCGUGUCGGAAGGUGUGCUGGCAGGAGCAGCAAUGUUGGUGCCCUCGGACAUGAUGACGGCGCAGUCCAAGAUGAUGUACCAGCUGAACAAGUACUACGGUGAGCGGGUGCACGCCCGCAAGGCCCUCGUGGCCAAGACGAUCCGCGAGGUGUGUAAGGUGGUGCAGGACGUGCUGAAAGAGGUGGAGGUGCAGGAGCCGCGCUUCAUCAGCAGCCUGACCGAGUGCAACGGCCGCUACGAGGGCCUGGACGUGGUGUCGCCCAACGAAUUCGAGGUGGUGCUCUACCUCAACCAAAUGGGCGUGUUCAACUUCGUGGACGACGGAACGUUACCGGGCUGCGCGGUGCUCAAGCUGAGCGACGGCCGCAAGCGUUCCAUGUCCCUCUGGGUCGAGUUCAUCACGGCGUCCGGCUAUCUAUCGGCCAGGAAGAUCAGGUCGCGCUUCCAGACGCUGGUGGCGCAGGCGUGCGACAAGUGCAGCUACCGCGACUCGGUCAAGAUGAUCGCGGACACGACGGAGGUGAAGCUGCGCAUCAGGGAGCGGUACGUGGUGCAGAUCACGCCGGCGUUCAAAUGUUCGGGCGUGUGGCCGCGGAGUGCGGCCCACUGGCCCAUUCCGCACAUCCCGUGGCCGCACCCCAACUUGGUGGCCGAGGUGAAGACCGAGGGCUUCGACCUGCUGUCCAAGGAGUGCGUGGCCAUGCAGGGCAAGCAGUCGGCCAUGGAGGGCGACGCCUGGGUGCUCAGCUUCACCGAGGCCGAGAACCGGCUGCUGCAGGGCGGCUGCAGACGCAAGUGCCUCAGCACGCUCAAGACCCUGCGCGACCGGCACCUCGAUUUGCCGGGCAACCCGGUCACCUCAUACCACAUGAAGACGCUGCUGCUGUACGAGUGCGAGAAGCACCCGCGGGAGAUCGAGUGGGACGAGAGCUGCCUCGGCGACCGCAUCAACGGCAUCUUCCUGCAGCUCAUCUCGUGUCUGCAGUGUCGCCGUUGUCCGCACUAUUUCCUGCCCAACCUCGACCUCUUCAAGGGCAAGUCACCCAGCUCGCUGGAGAACGCGGCCAAGCAGGCGUGGCGCCUCACACGCGAGCUGCUCACCAACUCGCGCUCCCUCGAAAAGCUGUGAGUCGCUGCCCCGCGCAGAGACACUUUUUCCCAAAUUUAGCCCCAAAUUUAGUGAUUGUGCGGACAUUGUGAGAGAGGACAGUUGUUGUUUUCAGUUCGAUUGUCUGUCUAUAUGUACAUCGCGCGAAUGUCCCGAAAGUGAGCAGUGUGUGUGGACGAGAAAGACUCACGCGUACACGUACCAGAAGGUAACGUAGAGCCCCCGUCUCACCGCGCAGAGAGGAGAUAUAUACAAUUCUCUCCUAUUAUAGCUUGAUUUUAUUAUGAAAAAUAUUUAAAGAUGCCGAGCAAGUCGACUUUAGAGCAUUUUGUGAUCUUUCCUUAUGAAAUACGAAUCCUUUUGUACAGUGUUUGUUAACAUCGAACAUUUUUAAAAUGAACAAUAUAGCGACUGAUUUAAUGAUUAGUUUUUUCUUUGUGACAACUAUGAUUAUAAUACUCGCAUAUAUAGUUAUGUGUCUCGUAAAUUAAAGCAGAAUAAAAUAGAUGACUAAGAGUCAUACUUCUUAAAAGAUCAAA